GACAGUGAAAUAGAUAAUUUAGUAGGCUAAAUAUUUUUGAGCGACUUUUUUAUUUGCUCUAUUCAUAUUGCAUAAAUUAAAUCUGUCGUGUAUUAACAAUAAUAAUAUUAUUUUCAAUUAUAGUUUCCUUUUGCUUGAGAAUUCUGUUGUAAUUGUCACCUAUUCAGCAAGAUAUGGGUAUAGAAAACAUGCGUCGUUGGCCCAUGUAUAUUGUGUUUGCUGUGUGUAUAUUGCUUAUACUUUCACUAUUUAAUAGCUGGAGCAUCGAAACUGAAUUACGAAACAGAGUUGCUGAAAUAAGUACUCAACUCCAAGAAUGUUCCAAGCAACAGACUUCGUGUAUGGAAGAAUCACUGACCCUACUGGAACAGAGGGAUGGUUAUGUUUCUAAAGUGAAUGAUUUAGAUAAACAAAAGGUCAAAUUAAACGACGACGUUGCUGAUUACAAAAAUAAGUUAUCAAAAUCCGAGACACAAGUGAAUCGCACAUUGGUUGAUGUGGAACUGUGUAAAACAGAGUUACAAUCUUUGAAAAACUUGCAACUCAGUAAGUCUGCUACGCUCGAAACUUUGCGUCUCGAAAAAGAUACUUUAACAGCUCAACUGGCUGAGAGGAAACAAAAAAUUGAGAUGUUGGAAAAGGAGAUAGAAAAGUUAAAAUCUUCGAUGACCACUAAGAGUGCUCCUGCUGUGCCAUCAAAGGUAACUCCUGCGGCACAACCACCCAAACUUAGUCCUGCUUUGAAUGUUCACAAUCCUAUUAAUGAGCCUGUCUUCGAUAAUGAUGCUAAAGAAGAAUUGGAAGAUGCUAAUGCUAUAAAUGAUGGAAGUGAUUUUGAUCAGCAAUUAAAAUAACUUUAAUACUCAGUAUCUAUAUUAUAUUGUUUAGUAUUUUUUUUUUGUUUCACAGGCAUUUUUCAGUAGUAAUAUUUUUAUACAUUGUAUUGCAUAGUUGUUAAUAUAUAGUUUCUCAUUCUAUUAAAUGCUUUAAAAUUAUACACUCAUAUAGUAUUUUUACGCUUUAUAGUAAUGAAAGAAGGAUGGGAAUUUUUGGAUACUAAUUUUUAGAGAUGUCUAAUGAAGGUAUCGAAAUAGAGAUAAUACUCACAAAUAAAAUUAUUUGCAAGGAUUCAAUUUGAAAUAAUGUGUGUUUUUAAUGUAAGGAGGAACAGCAAUCUGAUUUAUGCUAUUACUGCUGAGGUGCUUGUGGAAUGGUAGGUAUUUCUUAUUAAGGCAUAUCAACAUCAUCUGUACCAAUACAAUUAAAGUCAGACUACAUUAAAGUACUUUAU
Diatraea saccharalis (sugarcane borer) is the source of this 1291-nucleotide messenger RNA. NCBI's taxonomy places the organism in Eukaryota, Metazoa, Arthropoda, Insecta, Lepidoptera, Crambidae. The record is from the annotation of a GenBank genome assembly.